Metopolophium dirhodum (rose-grain aphid) is the source of this 792-nucleotide messenger RNA. RefSeq lists its product as uncharacterized. NCBI's taxonomy places the organism in Eukaryota, Metazoa, Arthropoda, Insecta, Hemiptera, Aphididae. The coding region runs from base 1 to 792 and encodes 263 amino acids. The record is from RefSeq and is a predicted model, not a curated record. The transcript has a single exon.
AUGCCUGAACCUACUGAAGAAACUUGGAAAACGGUAGCGCAAAAAUAUAAGGAUAUGUGGCAUUUCCCAAAUUGUAUUGGUGCAAUAGACGGCAAACAUAUUAACAUUGAAUGUCCUAUUAAUUCUGGAUCAACGUUUUUUAAUUAUAAAGGAAGCCACUCAGUUGUAUUAUUAGCAUUAGUUGAUACUGACUACAAAUUUAUCGCGGUUGAUGUGGGUUCAUAUGGCCGGAAUUCUGAUGGCGGAAUUUUUUCUAAAUCAAUAAUUGGCAAGAGAUUAAGCAGUAACACGUUUAAUGUACCGAAACCAAUUCCUAUAAUUGAUAACAGCGAUCCACAACCAUAUGUAGUUGUUGGUGAUGAGGCAUUCCCACUAACAACUUAUUUACUUCGCCCAUACAGCCGAAAUUAUUUAAGAGAUAAUGAACCUAAUAAGAUUUUCAACUAUAGAUUGUCUCGGGCAAGACGUGUAGUCGAGAAUGCCUUCGGUAUACUAGCUGCACGAUGGAGAUGUUUUAGAAAAAACUUAGAGGUACAACCGGAAUUCGUUGACAAAAUUGUGUUAUCAUCAUGCUGUUUGCAUAAUAUGCUGCAGUGCGCAGAUAAUGGUUUUGAACCAGAGGACACAUCAACACAAAAUACCGACUCAGCUCUCACGAAUUUAGAUUUUUUGAGAAGAAAUUGUACUCGUGAGGCGUUUAAUGUUAGAGAGACAUUCAAAGAGUAUUUCAUUUCUGAAGUUGGUCGUGUCCCAUGGCAACUUGAUAGAGUUCGUAAAGGAAGAAACACAUAA